ACAUAUUGAGCAAUACCCAUUGCACACCAAAGUGCAAUUGAUAGUAUAAAAUCUAUUAGAUGUAAAUGAGAGGACUCCUCUCAAAAUAAACCUUAAACAUCAGACUCAAACGAGCCAAACGCUUGCUUUCAAGAGUAUCAAAACCAUGGAUUAUUUAUCGACUGCGGAAUCAUUUCUGAAUGAAGUGAGGCAAUAUUUAAAGAAGUUGAGUCUGAAGGGCUUUCAUGCUAUGGAGUUUCUGCAGUUUUGUGGAAAUGUUUAAAGCCAUUAAUUUCAGAAUUGGAAGAUUGAAGCCACUAAAAACCUCACAGAAGCCACUAAAAACCUCACAGAAGUAUUUAAAGGUUAACAAUUCUUGGCUUUUUGAAGGAGACAGAUCAUGGGUCCGCCAAAGCUUUUAAAGAACAAGCCCAAGAAAGGUGCAGUAGCAAAAGCAGGUGCAGGAGCAAAAGUAGUGAUGGAAUCAAACUUAACUGAUACUGUUGCUUCAUCGCACAAGAAAUCUUUCAUCAGCCGCUACAGAUACGCCUGGCCAGCCUUGCUAGCUGUAAAUCUCGUAGUAGGCGGAAUGGCAUGGACUUGGAUGAGGAGGAUGUGUUCACAAAGUAUCUUAGAGGGAUUGAUUCUAACAAUUGAAAGAGGGUGGUUACUUACAAUCGAAAUGACUUGGUUGAAGUAUGUGACCAAGCUUACUGCAUGGAGGAGAAGAAAAGGUUAUGUCUUACUUAGAACAAGAACAAGGACUGUAGAUAAGGAGUUAGGAGAAGAUGCUCCACUUGUUGCUACUGAGUCAGUGCUGCAACCUGUAUCAACAAUUAGAUCACCUCCCAGAGAAAAAUAAAGGCAUCAAAAGAGUCUGAGAAGAGACAAAUUGACAGAGGGAGCUUUUCUUUACCACUAUAUUGAGAGUAAAGAAAUUCAUGGUUUCUAGAAAAUGUUAAUUGUACCAGUGGGCAAUAUGUGUUUUUUUUUGUCUGUGAUGUAGCGUUUCUGCUGGACUUGAACUGAGAACUAAGUUUGAUUUUCAAUAUGCAAAUUUGCAUUGGGCAGGUUGAAGCAACUUUUCAGUUUUGUAUGCAUUCUAAUUUUUUUGUCUGCACUUGCUUUUUUAACAUUUGCAGGCACGAGAACAAUGAAGUAAAAUAUAUGAAAUUCAUACAACACAGAACAUUCAUUUCAUUUUAUUUUUAA
Molecule: messenger RNA, 1191 nt
Organism: Cryptomeria japonica (Japanese cedar)
Lineage: Eukaryota; Viridiplantae; Streptophyta; Pinopsida; Cupressales; Cupressaceae
Exons: 4
Coding region: 380-841 (153 amino acids)
Source: RefSeq, a predicted model, not a curated record